This is a messenger RNA of Planococcus citri (citrus mealybug), 2760 nucleotides long. RefSeq names its product mitochondrial translation initiation factor 2 (gene mIF2). Gene Ontology annotation, biological process: translational initiation. The record is from RefSeq and is a predicted model, not a curated record. Gene Ontology annotation, cellular component: cytoplasm. The transcript has 16 exons. Bases 341 to 2473 code for a protein of 710 amino acids. Lineage: Eukaryota; Metazoa; Arthropoda; Insecta; Hemiptera; Pseudococcidae. Gene Ontology annotation, molecular function: GTP binding; translation initiation factor activity; GTPase activity.
CAGGGUGGUUAUGAACCGACUGGCGGUUCCAGAAGAAAAGGAAAAGAUAAAAAUUUUUACAAUUUUAUUUCGCAAUUUCAUUUCAACUGUAAAAUAAUUUUAUAAUCAAGUCCUCAACACUCAGUGAUUGUUAACAACGGUUCAAUAUUCAUUGAUGGCUCAAGCUGAAUGUAGUUUCGCUGGUGCUACAGCGAGGAACUGAGAACUCAUUCAUAUAAUUCCGAUCAUUAUUAGUGUCUAGAUAUUCUCCUUUGAAUCUCGUUUGCUUCAGCAACCUGUAGCUCCGGUGGCGUUGGAGUCUCCUGUGUUAUCAUUUUCAUGACUUCCACAAAGUACUACCAUGUACUUCAUUCGAAGAAUUAAAAAAACUACAUUGCUGUCCAUCUUUGAAGUUACGUAUUCGCGAUGUUUCGCCGAAAAAUUCGGAUAUCAGAUAGGACGCGAGUGGCGCAGAGUGUAUCCAGUUCAAUCAGCUGCGUCCUUUCACACUUCGUGUUGUCCUUUUUCUAAGAAGAAGCGGGAAGAAAGGUUGAAAGCUCAAGAAUUAGAUUACACGUCGCCGAAAAAACGGAAAAAAGUCAUCGAAGUCUGGCCAAAUAUGACAGUAGAAGAGUUGAGUCGAUCGAUGGGCAAACCCAUAGACGAUGUAUUCGAAUUGAUGACUUUCGUCGACAACACAUUUGGCCUCGAUAGACCCACCGAUGUGAUCGAAAACUUCGAUACUCUUUGCGAUAUUAUCAAGAAAGCCAACUUACGUUGGAAGAUGAGAGAGAACACACAAGAGAAUACUGCAAUUGAAGACAAAGACGCGUACAGACAACCGCCUGCGCCGCCGGAACAACUUCAAAAACGACCACCUGUCGUUACAAUUAUGGGUCACGUAGAUCACGGAAAAACCACCCUAUUGGAUUAUUUACGAAAAUCAUCAAUAGUCAGCGGUGAAUUUGGAGGGAUUACGCAACACAUAGGUGCAUUUUCGGUAAAAGUGGGAAAAGAAUCGAUUACAUUUCUGGAUACUCCGGGACACGCAGCUUUUACCGCAAUGCGUUCUCGUGGAGCUCACUGUACCGAUAUAGUGGUUUUGGUUGUUGCUGCCGACGAUGGCGUCAUGGAGCAAACUAUAGAAUCUAUACGAAUGGCCAAAGAGGCGAAUGUUCCAAUUGUGGUCGCUAUCAACAAGAUGGAUAAACCUACCGCUGACCUAGAAAGAACCAAAAAAAUGCUGAUGAUGCGCGGGUUAACGUUGGAAGAAUUCGGGGGCGAUGUUCAAGCGAUUCCAAUAUCUGCUUUGCGUGGCACCAAUGUAUCACAACUCACCGAAGCAAUUUUAGUCUUGGCUGAUUUGACCGAUUUGAAAGCUACUUAUUCGGGUUCAGUCGAAGGAGUUAUUUUAGAAUCAAAAAUGGAUCGUUAUAAAGGGAAGCUUUCUACUGCUCUCAUUCAACGGGGAACGUUACGAAAAGGAUGCAUUUUAACCGCUGGUUUAGCAUGGUGCAAGGUCAAGAAAUUAUUGAACGACAAAUCGCUAGAAAUUCUUGAAGCUCCUCCGUCUACUCCCGUUGAAAUCGUCGGUUGGAAUGACCUACCAGCGCCUGGCGAUGUAAUGUUGCAAGUCGAAUCCGAGCAUAGAGCCAACGAAGUUCUGCGCUACAGGCAAAAAAUUCAGAUGACUGAAAAAGCGAAAAAAGAUUUACCUAGCAUUGAAAGUGCCAGAGCUGAAAGCAAAAAUUACUACAAAGAACGACUGAUCGAAAAAAGGAGACGCCGACACGCAAAGAUAAAUUGGGACGAAUUCAGGCAAAAACAAAAAGAAAUGCAUAAUAAAAAUAAACCUGAGUUGAAUAUCAUCGUCAAAGCUGACGUUGAAGGAUCAUUGGAAGCUAUUAGUGACCUAUUGGUCUCGUAUAACAGUUCAAUAUGCGAUUUAAAUAUCGUUCAUAGUGGAAUCGGUAGUAUUUCGUUGACUGAUGUGGAAAUGGCUGAACCUUUCAACGCAAUCGUUUAUAGUUUCAACGUUGGAGUGUUACCUGAUGCUCAAGAGUUGGCCAAUCGCAGUGGUAUUGCUAUCAAACAUCAAAACGUCAUAUACCAUUUUCUCGAAGAUGUCAAGACAGAAAUUAAUUCGAGAUUACCUCCCAAAGAGAUGGAAGAAGUUACAGGUGAAGCAGUCGUUCAAGAAUUAUUUUUAAUUAACGAAGGAAAGAAAAAGAAAAUUCCUGUCGCUGGUUGUCGAUGCAUCAAAGGUGAACUGAAGAAGUCUUCUCUUUACAAAGUGAUGAGAAACGAUCAAGAAAUAUUCAGAGGUUCGUUAUCUUCGAUGAGAAAUUUAAAAACUGAAGUUACUUCCAUUAAAAAGGAUCAGCAUUGUGGCUUAAAAUUCGAGGACACGUCUGUAGUUUUUCAACCCGGUGAUGUCAUUCAAGCUUUUAGAACUUACACUGUCCCUCAAGAAAUAGAAUGGAAUCCUUUUUGAUGAAGAUAGCACCUACUAGAUAACUGGUUAGCCUCUUACGGAAAAUUACAUAAUACAUGAAGUUCAAAUCUAUGUAGCUCUCUCGUGUGAUUCAAGAUUUGAAUGGAAACGUAUAGGAUUAUUUUACACUAAUGAACACCAUUUUUAAAAGAAGAAAAAACAUUAAGAAGUAUGAUAAUGAGCUAUUCGUCCAUUUUGUUGAAUGAUGCGUGUUUUAAUUAUUUCAAUUGUUUGAAAGAAUGUAAUGUACCUACCAGCGCGUUCAUAAUAAAAGUGUUAUUCAGUUA